AAUAAAAUUAAACAUUUUUGCGGAUAAACGCGUAAAAUUAGGAAUAAUUAGCAGUUGGACCGCUAAAAUGAUUGAAGACGAGUCGGAAGUAUUCGAGAUAAAUGACUUCACGACGGCAUCUGAAUGGGAACGUUUUGUGGCUCAGAUAGAGGAGGUCUUACAAGAUUGGCAAUUGUCGACCCCUUAUCAGCCACAUCAUCAUCAACAAAAACAUCAUCAUCAGCACCAACCACAACAGCAAAUGCAGCCACAACAGCAGCAAGGCAGCAAGUCUAUUAGUCACUCCCAGCCAUCAGCACCACCAUCCAAUCAUCAUCAUCAUCAUCACUGGGACGAGACAUCAGCGUUUGUCCAAUUCGCAGACUACACCUUUGUACUGACCAGACAUAAAAUGAUGACCACCCAAAAUAACGGUGAUGCUGGUAAUGAUGUUGGGGAAAGAAAAAACGAUGAUGAUAAUGAUGAUGGUGAUGAUGAUGAUAGAAAAGCGAAUGUCAAAGCCAGAGUCACGAGUCAAGAAGAGAUAGUGAAGAGGCAGAGGAGGAUGAUGAAGAUGUGGAUGAAGAGAGAUGAUGAUGAUAGUAGUUGUGAGAGUGGCGAUGAUGAUGAUGGUGGAGAUGAUGAGGAGAAGAGAGAGUUGGCCAAAAAUGUUCCUGAAUUUUGGCGGGAUAUGAUGGACACCACGGACGGUGACCUCUUCCCCACGCGUGCCCACUGCCUCCACAGAUGGUUUGGUGUCCGCGAUUUCCUCACCCUUGCCACCACUUCCGGUUCCGAAGAUAUUAAUAGUGAGAGUCGGAUCAACAUGCUACUCAGCUGCUUUCGCAUUGCUGCUUUGAAUACCGGAUGCCAGGUUCCAUUCUUCGUGCAAGCAUCUUCAAAGUGGCGGAGGUUAUUCUAUGGCGCGGGCGAGGGCUGGGGUCUGAGGACGAACUUUCAGAUGGUGCACAUGAGGACCUGUUCCAGCCGGUGCAACUAUCUCGAUGGCUUGAUGGCUCUUUUUAAAGAUAAGAUUAACCCACCAUUCCAGCCAUUUGAAGGUGUCACAACGUCAGUAAGAUUUACGUACGUGAUCAAUGAUUGGUCGGAAUUUCCGUGGCUCAUGUCACCUCCCGACUUGGAUAAUCCUGAUGUUGAGUUUGGCGGAUCAAAAUUUAACGAACUUCCGUUUGGGAGCUAUGACGAUCCCUUGAGUGAAUUUUCUCUCUCGACAACGUGGCCUUCCUUGCCAGGUCUCUUGCAAUCAGAAAGUGAAUCGCACUCCCGUUUCGAACCAUUCCUGGCUCCUAAUUGGUCAGUUAGAGUUAGCUCGAGGGACAAUCCAAAGACCUUAUUGGGAUCUUACGUAAAGGGUAUGAUGGAUAUUUGUAUGAAGCCGUCAGCUCUUUAUACAGCUGUCAGUAAUAUAAAAGUGCCACAAUCUGGUUGGUUGGCUGACAUCAACGCUUCCCAAGCCCUCAACCGCCUGACCGAGCCCCGAAUGCCGACCUUGGGCAGUGUCGUCAUGGGGGCAAGGUCGAAGUUGGCGGGCAAAAUUGACGACACUCUGCCCAUUAGUGAAGAGUUGCUUAAUGACAUUUUGCAGCUGCUGUUUCCAGAUGCCAGGCCAUCUACAUCACGGGCAGAUGACGUCACGAACGCUACGUCAUCGUCGUCAUCAGCACUUCUAUCUAAGGAUAUCUAUCGCCAGCUUAAAGCGGCCCCGCCCACAAGUCUCGUCAGCCAAUUGGCCGUUUGCACGUGCGUCGUCAACCAAUCACACGGAGGUCUUAGAGCCGUCAACCAAUUGUGGUCGGAGUUCGUCCUGGAGAUGAGAUAUCGAUGGGAGAAUAGCUGUACUAUUCCUGGGUUAUUAGAACCGGGUUCGCCUAACAUGGCAUGUUGCCUGCUCUACCAAAAAUUGCAAAUGUUGAACUGCUGUAUUGAGAGAAAGAGACAACGAGAAUCAUUAUCACCAUCACCAUCUUCUACAGGUGAAAAUGAUGAUGAUGACGAUGAUGAUGAUGAUGACGACGAUGAUGAAUUUAUAAUUAUAAUUAGUAACAUAAGAUGGAACGACAUUGAAGAGGAAUUUUUCGAGUGCGGUGAGAUCUCUGAUUCGUCGAAAGACGAUAACGUUUAUACACUCUCGUCCAAUAGUAACGCAGAGCCUGAGGGUCGAUUGAAACUAUUGGACGGUAAUAUUAGCUUGCUGGAAUUCCCGGAUCGAUUUAUUUAUAUCCCCGUCACUCAGGAACCUGCCCCGGUCACUGAAGAUCUACUGGAGGAAAAUGCCGAAGUUCUAACAAGACUGGGAACGAGCAUGGAGGGGGCACAGUUGAGGGCCCGCAUGCAGAGUGCCUGCCUCCUAUCAGACAUGGAGUCAUUCAAGGCGGCCAAUCCCGGCUGCUCAUUAGUUGAUUUCGUCAGGUGGUACUCGCCUAGGGAUUGGCUGGAAAAUGGAGGUGACCUUGAUGACUCUGGUGGGAAGAGCCAGCCGAACAAACUUGGUCAGCUGAGCCAGCGAAUGAGAGUAGAGAACAACGUCUGGUUGGAAGUCUGGCAGAGCGCCAGAAGCCUGCCCGCCAGGAAACAAAGAAGAUUAUUUGACGAUACCAAAGAAGCUGAAAAGGUCCUCCACUGGCUGUCCUCUCUGACGACCAGCCAACUGGCCAAACAUCUCAUGCCAGUGCUAUUGACCGCCGCCGUUCAAAGGCUACUAACCAAUCCGGAAAUACAUCUACCAUUUUUGAAACGGCACGUGCACCAGCUUCCACAGAAACUUGUCAAGGUCACAAGAAAUCUAGGUCAAGGGGAGAUGAAGAGCUGUGAGGAUCUUAUCAACCACAUAACUUUUUUGGAGUCUGCAAUCGUUAAAGUCCAGUCACUCUUCAGAAAGCUGAACUCAACAAGACAAGCGAUCACCAAAGACCGUAAAAACAAUAAUAAUAAUAAUAAUAAUAAUGAAAAAAACAACACCAUCAAUAAAACCAACAAAAAUAGUAAUAAUAAUAAUAAUAAUAACGUCGAUGAUGACGAUGACGAAGAUGGCGUAGUGACGGAUGGCGCGCUACAAAAAUUCAUCUCAGACAUUCUGGAAUUCCCCGAAGUUUCGUUUAAGAGUUGUCUGGAUUAUACGGCUCUCGGCAGAUUGGUGUUUAAGUUCGUCAGAGAUGGCGCUAAUUCUGGGGACAAGACCACAGAUGCGGCGACUGUAGCUACUACAGCCACUACUACUACCACAUCGUCGUCAUCAGCAGCACCACCAUCGCCUCCAGCCAAUGAGAAGACGUCUGAGGUCAAGAUGAGACCUCCAGUGGGGAAGGAGUACAUCUUGAGGAUUAUGUGCAAGAGACCUGCGCCCUGGUCUAGAAAAUGCCCCCAGAGGUUGUAUUGCGUCAUAACGCCAGAUGAAUUCCGAUUGGCUGGUGCCUUCAGUGACGACAUAACUUUCCAGUGAUCUGAUUGGUUCUUGGAAUCGGCUGCUUUUUCAACUAUCGCGUUGGAAUCAGCUGUUUUUUAAACUAUCGCAUAUCUCAAAAACAACAACAUCAACAACAACAACAAUAAUAAUAACAAUAAUGAUGGUUAUGAUGUUGAUAUGAUACAGAUGAUAUCUUUCGAGAUGAUACAACUAUCCAGUGAUUUGAUUCGUUCUUGGAAUCAUCCGUCACCCUUAUAUGUUUUUUGACAUUUACGACACGACAAAUUUUCUCCGCAAUUUCAUUGGCCAUUGAAUUUAUGACGUCAUCUAUCAUUACUCCAAUGGAAAAUUGAUAUAGUAAUAUGAAUCAGGCGUUAACUUACUACAAAUCUUAACUUUCAUCACGAAUGACAUCAUCAUCAUCAUCAUUAUUAUUAUUUUAUUAUUAUUAUUAUUGUUGUUAUUAUUGUUGUUGUUAUAUGGAUUAGUAAUUCUUACUACCACAGAUGGAUUUAAUGAUUGGUUUUAAACUUUGGUCACUUAUUUGUUCUAAUAAAAAUGAUGGCGGAAAGAAA
This is a messenger RNA of Helobdella robusta, 3978 nucleotides long. RefSeq lists its product as hypothetical. Gene Ontology annotation, molecular function: GTPase activator activity. Gene Ontology annotation, biological process: positive regulation of GTPase activity. The coding region runs from base 68 to 3439 and encodes 1123 amino acids. The transcript has 24 exons. Lineage: Eukaryota; Metazoa; Annelida; Clitellata; Rhynchobdellida; Glossiphoniidae. The record is from RefSeq and is a predicted model, not a curated record.